GUGUCCCGCUGUCUGUUCCAGCUGUACUCCAUCUACUGUACACUCCUCUCCUCUACUGUUAUCAGACUGUUGAGCCCAGCCUGUGUGGACUGACUGAAGCAAUGAAUGCAGGCAUCUGUGUAUGUGUACUGCUGGCUGCGUUCUCUGGCAGCAGUUUGGGGCGCCCGUCGCACUCGCAGGAUGAGGACAAGCCUGAGCCCCCCCAGCUCGACAGCGUUAUGUCUCCCCAACACACACGCCACACCCGCUCAGCACCCUCCAGUGGCCAGCUCAUCCCCUUCUCCAAACCGGCAGAGGACGAGGCAGAGGACCCCCGCACCAGCCUGCGCGAACUACUGGCAAGAUUGAUAUCCAGGAAAGGAUCAUUGCAGAGGAGCUCGUCCCUGAGCAGCAGAGCCAGCGGUCCGGGUCCCAGCCACAAGAUAAAGGACAGAGACUACCUGGGCUGGAUGGACUUCGGACGCCGCAGUGCAGAGGAGUACGAGGAGUACUCCUCAUAGAAACAAACGCACCACCACUAAAUCCAUCUCGAUUAUCAGAAAACAAAAAAAUCAUUGUCCCCAAAAGCUAUAUUUAUUAUGAUGUAUUUGAUGUAAAUGUGUUUGUAAAACUGAUAUGAAGCAAUAUAUAUAUACAGUACGUAUACAGAUUUUUGAAGAAAACAAAAAAGUUUGAUGCUUUUCUUACAUGUACCCUAUACACAGUCCGAUGUCCUUAAAACACACAGAUACCUAACCAGACAGAUUUUGUAGUAGAAUCAACCAAGUCUGCAUAAUAUAACGUCCUUCUCCAUAGUGUUUCCAAACACUAAGGCCUUGGGCUCAUUGUAUUCCUAAGUGCCAUGCAGUCUAGUGUGUUUAGUGGGCUCAUGGCUUGCUCUAUUUGUCAUUUACAAAUAAUGUUACACAACGGC
Messenger RNA from Oncorhynchus mykiss (rainbow trout), 913 nucleotides. Lineage: Eukaryota; Metazoa; Chordata; Actinopteri; Salmoniformes; Salmonidae. The record is from RefSeq and is a predicted model, not a curated record.